AUGCCAGUUCAGAAGAAUAAAGUUCCAGAAAAGGAGAGAUUUAUACAAUGUUGCGGAGACAUAUCUUUGGAAUUAGUUGCAUCACUAAAGAGUUCCAAAGACAUCAAUUUGAAUGGUUUGAUAACUCGAUAUGCCAAAAAGUAUAAAUUGAAACAACAACCAAGAUUAACCGACAUCAUAUCUUCCAUACCUGAUCAACAUAAGAAAUAUUUGAUUCCAAAACUAAAGGCAAAACCAGUUAGAACAGCGUCAGGAAUUGCUGUUGUUGCUGUUAUGUGUAAACCACACAGAUGUCCACACAUUGCAUACACAGGGAAUAUUUGUGUUUAUUGUCCUGGUGGUCCUGAUUCUGAUUUUGAAUAUAGUACACAAUCUUAUACUGGUUACGAACCAACCUCUAUGCGUGCCAUCAGAGCAAGGUAUGACCCGUAUGAACAGGCAAGAGGUAGAGUUGACCAAUUAAGACAAUUGGGUCAUUCUAUAGAUAAAGUUGAAUAUAUCAUUAUGGGAGGUACAUUCAUGUCGUUGCCUAUUGACUAUAGAGAAAAUUUUAUAACGCAAUUACACAAUGCCUUGACUGGGUUCAAUGGGAAUAAUAUUGAUGAAGCUAUUGAGUUUAGCCAACAGCUGCAAACUAAAUGUGUUGGUAUUACUAUUGAAACUAGACCAGAUUAUUGUACGGAAACUCAAUUGAGUGACAUGUUGAAAUAUGGUUGUACCAGGUUAGAAAUUGGGGUUCAAUCGGUUUAUGAAGACGUUGCUAGAGAUACUAAUCGUGGACACACGGUUAAAGCAGUUUGUGAAACAUUUGCUGUGGCUAAAGAUGCUGGUUAUAAGGUUGUUUCGCAUAUGAUGCCUGAUUUACCCAAUGUUGGAAUGGAAAGAGAUUUAGAACAAUUUAAAGAAUAUUUUGAAAACCCUGAAUUUAGAACUGAUGGUUUGAAACUAUAUCCAACAUUAGUUAUUCGAGGCACUGGUCUAUAUGAAUUGUGGAAACAAGGGUUGUACAAGUCUUAUAAUGCUAAUGCUUUGAUCGAUUUAGUGGCCCGUAUAAUGGCACUUGUUCCCCCAUGGACCCGUAUUUAUCGUGUUCAAAGAGAUAUUCCUAUGCCAUUGGUGACUUCUGGGGUUGAAAACGGUAAUUUGCGUGAAUUAGCUCUUGCCAGAAUGAAAGAUUUUGGUACCUCAUGUAGGGAUGUGCGUACAAGAGAAGUAGGUAUUCAAGAAGUUCAUCAUAAAGUUGUUCCUGACCAAGUUGAAUUAAUUAGACGUGAUUACUAUGCAAAUGGAGGUUGGGAAACAUUUUUAAGUUAUGAAGAUCCAAAGCAAGAUAUUUUAAUUGGGUUAUUAAGAUUGAGAAAAGCAAGCAAAAAAUACACUUAUCGUAAAGAGUUUGUUUCUCAACCAACAUCGAUUGUUAGAGAAUUGCAUGUGUAUGGAUCAGUUGUACCCUUGCAUUCCAGAGAUCCAAGAAAAUUUCAACAUCAAGGGUUUGGUACAUUAUUGAUGGAAGAAGCAGCAAGAAUAGCUAAAGAAGAACACGGCUCAGAGAAAAUAAGUGUGAUUUCAGGGGUCGGGGUUAGAAAUUAUUAUGCCAAAUUAGGUUACGAAUUGGAUGGUCCUUACAUGUCAAAGAUGUUGUAA
Molecule: messenger RNA, 1644 nt
Organism: Candida dubliniensis CD36
Lineage: Eukaryota; Fungi; Ascomycota; Pichiomycetes; Serinales; Debaryomycetaceae
Gene: ELP3
Product: Elongator subunit
Exons: 1
Coding region: 1-1644 (547 amino acids)
Biological process (GO): tRNA wobble base 5-methoxycarbonylmethyl-2-thiouridinylation
Cellular component (GO): cytoplasm; nucleus; elongator holoenzyme complex
Molecular function (GO): iron-sulfur cluster binding; acyltransferase activity, transferring groups other than amino-acyl groups
Source: RefSeq, a predicted model, not a curated record